AUGAUACUUAAUAUAAAAAUAUUGGGAAUUAUAUCUACGGUAUUGUGCUUCAAAUAUGCCUCAUCAAUAUUUUGUUACGACUGUAACAGUGCGUUCGAUCCACGCUGCGGAGAGAACUUCGACCCUUUCAGUUUAGGAGUCGUGAACUGUUCUCUGAGGGACCCUCCAGAACAUAUCGUGGAACACGUGGAACCAACCUUCUGUAGGGUCAUUAAGAUGGAGAUUUAUGGCAAGGUGAGAAUCGUGAGGCAAUGUGGAUUUUUGGAAGAAGAUAACGGUGAACACACUUGUAAAAAACAGACGGGCAACGGUGAAGUCUACACCACUUAUUGUUCCUGCGAUACAGAUCUAUGUAACGCAGCCGUCAAACCCGAACAACAGAUGGCGCUGUUCACAAUAAUUGCAGCACCUUAUAUUAUUAAAUAUAUUCUCGCUUGA
Danaus chrysippus (African queen) is the source of this 438-nucleotide messenger RNA. NCBI's taxonomy places the organism in Eukaryota, Metazoa, Arthropoda, Insecta, Lepidoptera, Nymphalidae. The record is from the annotation of a GenBank genome assembly.